CUGUAAUACCAUUGCCUCUUCAUUUGCUUCUUUCUCUGCGGCAGUUACUCCCUGUGUAUAUUAGCUCAGCUUUUCUUUCAUCGUCUGCGAUUUGAUUGCCUCUCCUCCGAUGGGGUUUUCUCCUGAUUUGGGUUUUAGAGAAUAGGCGGAUGGGUCACACCGGAGGUAGGCCAUGCUGUGCCUGGAGCAUACCAAGCAAACAAAGGAGCACAGUUAUAAACAUCAAUUUGAUUAUAAUUUGGUUUUCAUCUUGUGUUGGUGAAGGCGAUUGGAUUGUAGGUUUUUGGUUGUGACAAAGUCACCUGAUUGUGGAGAGGGCGCCAGAAUUGAUAGUGGAGAGGAAGAAGGGGAGUGGAAGGAGAUGAAUAAAAGCUGCCACUCAGAUUCAUUGAACUUUUCUCAUCAUCUGGUCUGUGACUAAUUUUAUUUGUUCGUGAUAAUACUCUUUUGAAUCUUCGAUAUAUGUUUAGUCAUGUAACCACAAGAGAUUGUUUAGUAGAUUUUACUUAAUCACGAAUUUGUAUAUAGUAAAUCAUUGAUUGACAUUUGGAAUUGGUGUUCUACGGUGAAGGGUGAUCUGGUGAAGAGUUUUACAAAACAUUAUAUUGAAAUAUGAAAUUGAUUAUUAUUUAGGAACAAAUUUUUUUAUUUUAAAGAAAAGCUUAAUAGAGAAGGGAACAUUUGAUUAUGAUGUUUUGAGCCAUUAUCAUAUUAUGGGUCCUUCCAUUUAUGUGUGCAAAGAGCAUCUGGCUGUUAUAAGCUUCAUCAACCCAUUCCCUUUUUAAUUUAGUGAAUAACGUUGGUCAAGCUUCUAGAAAGCACUCUACAGAAAUGCAUGGCUAUUUCUAUGAUCGCAUGUAACUUAUUUUAAGGUAAGACAAAUGCUCCUAAGUGAUAACAGGUCAUUUGUAGAGUCUAAAGUGAAGUUUUUAAUCAUCUUGUGCAGAUUGACCUUUCACUGGUUCUUAGUAAAUUGACCUCAUCUUUUUGUAUUUGUGAUCUCUAGCUUCACUUUUAAUGCCCUCCCCUCCCUCUCCAGUGAGUGCUAAAUCACUGUCUAUGCUGCAUGAAUUAUGGAUUUUUAAUUUGUCCAUUAUAUAUGACUACUUUUCUUUUUCGAAUUUACUGUGCACGUAGCUGGGGGACCUGAAACUAGGAGAGCUUUUGGAUACACCUCGGCCAGGUCUUGAUGAGGCUCUUGCAAUCUUAAAGUCAUGAACUUGAUUGGCCUCAAUUAACUUAUCUGUUAUGCAAUUUGUCGAUUCACAAGAAUAUAGCAAGUUCACGCGGAUUGUUUUUGAUACAACUCCAACAGGACAUACUCUGCGUCUUUUAACACUGCCCGACUUUCUGGAUGCUUCUUUUGGGAAGAUGAUGAAGAAUAAAGGGGAUUGGAAGAAAGUUGCAAUGAUACGUAAAGUGAUGCGAGAUAGAGGUGUAAAGAAGGAGAUAGGUUUUAGCUCAGCAGAUGUAGGCGACACUGAUGAUUCCUCGAGUUUACAUGGAUUUUUAUCUGAUGGCAAGACUCAUAAACAAUGGGAGAAGAUCUAUAAACUGGCAGAAAGCUUAGGAUCAGGAAUGAAACUAAUUUUGAAGGCUGGGGAAGAUGUUGCAUUGAAAAAAUGGGGUGGAUCGGAGAGCAAGUAGAUUCAGUCAAGUCUAUUCAAUUCAUAAAGUUUGCCACUCAGACCAUCUCUCUCGGCAUGAUUGUUACAUUGGCACUAAUUAUAUGGAAAGGAUUGAUGUGUGUAACUGGUGGCGAGUCACCUGUUGUGGUGCUUUCAGGAAGCAUGGAGCCUGGCUUUAAGAGAGGUGACAUUUUAUUCUUGCAUAUGAGCAAGGAUCCAAUUCGCGCUUGAGGAAAGUUUUGUGUUCAAUAUUGAUGGCGUGAAAUUUCUAUUGUCCACCGAGUUAUUAAGGUCAAUUGUGAUUCCACUAUUUUCAGUGAUGUUGGUGUCGACUGGAUUGCUCGAGAAACUUUUGUAAUCAUUUUUAUUAUCAAGAAUAUCUAUAUUCUAUCUGUUAAGCAAUCUGAAAACAAAGCGGCUAUUUGUUUAGCUCGAUUUUUGUUUCACAAUCAGGUUGUAGUUGUCAGUUUGGGGGUUUGUCCCGACUGUGUUCUUAUGUUUUAUGUUCAAUAAAAUCUUAUUGUUCGUCAAAAAAUACGUGUCGAGCACUGCGAAAAAAGUGUAAAGAAAUUAGAGGGAUAGGAGUAUUCUUCACCAUAUAUAUGAGCUUUACUUCUACUUAUUCAAAUUUAUUUUUAAAUUA
This is a messenger RNA of Daucus carota subsp. sativus, 2271 nucleotides long. RefSeq names its product ATPase GET3B-like. The record is from RefSeq and is a predicted model, not a curated record. Lineage: Eukaryota; Viridiplantae; Streptophyta; Magnoliopsida; Apiales; Apiaceae. Gene Ontology annotation, cellular component: GET complex; membrane; signal peptidase complex. Gene Ontology annotation, biological process: post-translational protein targeting to endoplasmic reticulum membrane. Gene Ontology annotation, molecular function: ATP binding; serine-type endopeptidase activity; ATP hydrolysis activity. Bases 1249 to 1647 code for a protein of 132 amino acids. The transcript has 10 exons.